Messenger RNA from Aspergillus campestris IBT 28561, 886 nucleotides. RefSeq lists its product as uncharacterized. Bases 1 to 819 code for a protein of 272 amino acids. The transcript is spliced from 2 exons. Lineage: Eukaryota; Fungi; Ascomycota; Eurotiomycetes; Eurotiales; Aspergillaceae. The record is from RefSeq and is a predicted model, not a curated record.
AUGAAAGACGAUCCAGAUGACCAGACCUCGGAGGAUGAAGAAGAUUCGACGAGCACAGCCACCGCUUCACCAGAGGGGUCGCUAAUUGCAGACGAGGAAGUUCCAGAAGGAGGAGACUCUGCGGAGAGCCCGUUACCCCAGAGUCCGUCACCUCAAAGUCCGCCACCCCGAAAUCCGCAUGGAGGACGGGAAUCCCCCGACUGGAAACGUCCAGAUAGUACAGACACGCAUGAGGACCCAUCAAGUGACCACGAUGACGCCAUGGCGAUGGAAGGGGAUGGCCCAUUACCGCAGAGCCUGUCACCCCGGCGCCCUAGUGAAGGACGAGAAUCCCCCGGGUGGGAUCCCCCAGAUAACACAGACACGCAUGAGGAGCCAUCCAAUGACAAAGAUGACGCCAAGGAGAUGGAACGUGACAGCCCGCCAUCCCAGAGCCCGAGUGAAGGACAGGAUUCCCCCGAGUGGGAGCCCCCAAAUAGUACAGACACGCAUGAUGACCAAUCAAGUGAUCACAAUGACGCCACAGAAGGAGAAGCGAACAGCGCAGAAGAACUUACUACUCCGCCCAAAAUCGACGACCAAGACCCUGGACACCACUGGGUGCAUGGAAGUGUUACACCGUUAGCGACUGGUGGGCUAGAUCAUGAAAAGCUGCCGUGGGGCAAGAAUACGGUCACGUCGGCCAAGGCUGGCUUGUCAAAGGUUCAAAGUCGUAGACGGGAUUUGAAUGCCCGCUUCAACGUGGACAUGAGAGCCGACGUGAGCCUAGAGAUUCACACUCAAAUACAAGGGGAUGUUGUCCUUGGUACGUUUAACUAGAUUGCCAUGGCGUUCUGGUCAAGCGGGAUACUUCAUACACAUCGGGUGCUAUAAUACAUGGCGGGUC